CUUUCCUUAUUAUCCUCUGAUCAGGACUCAUCAUAUCUGAAAACCGUUUACAUUGUCUUGUUGGGCCUGUAAGACAUCGAAAAAAACAUUCAAUACCGCUGGAUACUGACCAAGCGAAAAGAAAUCUUGUCAUCAAGAUGCCGACGUUCAAUAUCGUUGUAUUCGCAGGAGACUAUGCUGGUCCGGAGGUGACUAAGGAGGCGGUCAAGGUUCUCAAAGUGGUCGAGAAGUGCUCCAAGGAUGUCAAGUUCAAUUUUCAAGAUCAUUUGCUCGGAGGUUGCUCCAUCGACGCCCACGACACACCACUCACCGACGACGCCCUCUCCGCCGCCAAAUCCGCACACGCCGUCCUGCUAGGCGCCAUCGGUGGUCCCAAAUACGGCUUCGGCAAAGUCCGACCUGAGCAAGGCCUGCUACGUCUACGCAAAGAAAUGGGCACCUUCGGCAACUUGAGACCCUGCUUCUUCGCUUCCCCAUCCCUCGCCUCCCGCUCCCCACUCAAGGAAGAGGUUUGCCAAGGCACAGACUUCAUGAUCGUCCGCGAAUUGACGGGCGGAAUCUACUUUGGCGAUCGCGUCGAAGGAAACCCAUCGGACGGUGCUGACGAGUGGGCCGAAGACCGCGAACCGUAUUCCCGGAAGGAAAUCGAGCGCAUCACGAGAUUGGGCGCGUACCUUGCCCUCGCCAAGUCCCCGCCUAGCAAGGUCUGGUCUUUGGACAAAGCCAAUGUCUUGGCCACAAGUCGUCUGUGGCGCCGCGUCUUCACCGAGACGAUGGAGAAGGAAUUCCCGCAAUUGGAAUUCGAGCACCAGCUCAUUGACUCCGCGGCCAUGAUCAUGGUCAAGAACCCGCGUGCGCUGAACGGCGUGAUCGUCACGAGUAAUCUGUUCGGCGAUAUCAUCAGUGACGAAGCGUCUGUUAUCCCGGGUAGUUUGGGUCUCUUGCCCAGCGCGAGUCUGAGUGGUGUGCCGGACGGCAAGGGUCUGUGUAAUGGAAUCUACGAGCCAAUUCAUGGGUCGGCGCCGGAUAUUGCGGGCAAGGGUGUGAUCAAUCCUGUUGCUGCGAUCUUGAGUGUCGCUAUGCUACUGUUGUACAGUCUCAAUAUGCCGAGGGAGAGCGUGCUUGUUGAGCAGGCGGUCAGGAUUGUCAUUGACAAGGGUGUUACCACGAGGGAUAUUGGUGGACAAAAUUCGACGGAGGAGGUCGGUGAUGAGGUUGUCAAGGAAUUGGAAAAGCUCUUCCAAUCGUAAAUAUUCAGAAGGGAUUGGGCAUAACGCAUAAGGAUGGUGUGGCCGUUCUGCGUCGAACGUCGGGGAUCGGAAAAAAGCAAGAUGUCCAGCAAACCAGUCCUCAACAAUGAUGUUUCUCUAUCAGCUUCGUAGCAUUCAUCCUUGUACAGUGUUAAUUUCGCUGAAUCGAACAGUACCCUCUAGUCUGACGUUAA
Molecule: messenger RNA, 1444 nt
Organism: Exophiala viscosa
Lineage: Eukaryota; Fungi; Ascomycota; Eurotiomycetes; Chaetothyriales; Herpotrichiellaceae
Product: 3-isopropylmalate dehydrogenase
Exons: 4
Coding region: 138-1250 (370 amino acids)
Biological process (GO): L-leucine biosynthetic process
Cellular component (GO): cytosol
Molecular function (GO): magnesium ion binding; 3-isopropylmalate dehydrogenase activity; NAD binding
Source: RefSeq, a predicted model, not a curated record